Austrofundulus limnaeus is the source of this 2648-nucleotide messenger RNA. RefSeq names its product DNA topoisomerase III beta (gene top3b). Lineage: Eukaryota; Metazoa; Chordata; Actinopteri; Cyprinodontiformes; Rivulidae. Gene Ontology annotation, biological process: DNA topological change; DNA repair; DNA recombination. The record is from RefSeq and is a predicted model, not a curated record. Gene Ontology annotation, molecular function: DNA topoisomerase type I (single strand cut, ATP-independent) activity; DNA binding. Gene Ontology annotation, cellular component: nucleus.
CCGGGUUAGCCCUCAGCUAAUAGUUUUUAGCAGCUGUCCGUUUUAUAAGUUGAUGCAAAGGGAAACAAACGGAGGGUUCUUGAAGAUCUCGUUGAAGCUUUCRUUUUGAAAAUGAGAACCGUUUUGAUGGUUGCAGAGAAACCAUCCUUGGCUCAGUCGAUUGCCAAAAUCCUCUCCAAAGGAACUUGCACAAGUCGUAAGGGGUUGAAUGGAACCUGCUCGGUGCAUGAAUACACAGGCAGUUUUCAAGGCCAAACGGUCCGCUUUAAGAUGACUUCUGUAUGUGGACAUGUGAUGUGUCUGGAUUUCACUGGGAAAUACAACAACUGGGACAAGGUGGACCCUGCAGAACUCUUUGGUAAAGCUCCAACAGAAAAGAAGGAGGCCAAUCCUAAACUUAACAUGGUGAAGUUUCUCCAAGUUGAAGCCAAAGGCUGUGACUAUGUUGUUUUAUGGUUGGACUGUGAUAAAGAAGGGGAGAACAUCUGUUUUGAGGUUCUGGAUGUCAUCCAACCAGUAAUGAAUAAAGCAAUUGUCAUGGAUCAGACUGUGCUGCGUGCCAAAUUUAGUUCCAUAACAGACACUGACAUCUGGAAUGCUAUGAACUGCCUGGGAAAACCGAACCGGAAUGAAGCCUUGGCAGUUGAUGCUCGUCAGGAGCUGGAUCUGCGUAUCGGCUGCGCCUUCACUCGGUGUUUAAAGGAAAAGAAAACCCUCUGACACUGGAAUGGAACAGGGUGAGAGUCUUUGACAGAGAGGUGGGGCAAAUGUUCCUCAACAUGGCCAAAACAUCCAGAGAGGCUCGGGUGGAGUUGGUGAGUAAAAAGGAGAAGGCCAAGCAGAGGCCACAGGCGUUGAACACUGUGGAGAUGUUAAGGGUGGCCAGCUCCGCUUUAGGCAUGGGCCCCCAGCAUACCAUGCAGAUUGCAGAACGCCUGUAUACCCAGGGCUACAUUAGUUACCCACGUACUGAGACAACCCACUACCCAGAGAACUUUGACCUGAAGGGAACACUGAAGCAACAGACCAGCAACCCCAUUUGGGCAGAAGAGGUAAACGCUUUGCUGUUAACCGGUUUAAACCGACCCAGGAAUGGAACUGAUGCAGGAGAUCAUCCACCCAUUACACCCAUGCGAGCAGCUACAGAGGGGGAACUGGGAAGUGAUGGCUGGAGGUUGUAUGAGUACAUCACACGGCACUUUAUUGCCACUGUCAGUCAAGAUUGCAAGUACCUUCAAACCAUAAUAGACUUCGUUAUUGGCACUGAGGCCUUCUCAUGUACUGGGAAAUCUCUUCUUUCAGCAGGGUACACUGCAGUAAUGCCAUGGCAAGGCAUUGCCCUGGAAGAAGCCAUACCAGUUUGUGAACGUGGAGACACUUUUAUGGUUGAUGAGAUCAAACUGACAGAAAAACAAACCAAUCCACCUGACUACCUGACAGAGGCUGAACUCAUCACGCUCAUGGAGAAACAUGGCAUCGGUACUGAUGCCAGCAUCCCUGUCCACAUCAACAACAUCUGUCAGAGGAACUAUGUGACAGUAGAGAGCGGACGCAAACUAAAACCAACCAAUCUGGGCAUAGUCCUGGUACAUGGCUACUACAAGAUAGAUGCAGAGCUUGUGCUGCCUACCAUACGCAGCGCUGUGGAGAAGCAGCUGAACCUCAUUUCUUUGGGGAAGGCAAACUACCAGCAGGUUCUUCAGCAUGCACUUGAUAUCUUCAAGAGGAAGUUUCAUUACUUUGUGGAUUCCAUCACUAGCAUGGAUGAGCUGAUGGAGGUCUCCUUUUCCCCUAUUGCUGCCACUGGAAAGCCCCUUUCACGCUGUGGCAAAUGUCAUCGUUUCAUGAAGUACAUCCAGGCCAAGCCCAGCAGGCUCCACUGCUCCCACUGUGACGAGACCUACAGUCUUCCCCAGAAUGGAGCCAUCAAGCUGUUCAAAGAGCUCCGCUGUCCCCUGGAUGACUUUGAGAUUGUUCUGUGGACCUCCGGGGCCCGAGGCAAAAGUUAUCCACUGUGUCCAUAUUGCUUCAGUCACCCGCCUUUCAGGGACAUGAAGAAAGGUAUGGGGUGUAAUGAAUGUACCCACCCAUCCUGCCAGCAUUCCCUCAACUCUUUGGGCAUUGGACAGUGUGUGGAGUGUGACAGUGGAGUUUUGGUGCUUGAUCCCACCUCUGGACCAAAGUGGAGGAUGGCUUGUAAUAAAUGCAAUGUAGUGGUGCAUUUCUUUGAACAUGCCCACAAAGUGCAAGUUGCUCAGGAAAGCUGUGAUGCAUGCGAUGCCUUCCUAGUAGCUGUAGACUUCAACAAAACCCGCACACCACUUCCUGACAAUGAGACCCAACACACUGGCUGUGUUUUCUGUGAUCCUGUCUUCCAGGAUGUGGUGGAACUUAAACACGCCACCAUGAGGCACUUCAUGUAUCGAGGUGGAGGUGCAAAACGAGGAGGACGAGGCCGAGGCAGGGGGCGUCGGGGCAAUCCUAAAAAACCCAAAGAUAAAAUGGCUGCAUUGGCUGCAUAUUUUGUAUAGAUUUAGUACUGGGUGUGACAUUCUUUGCUUGGCAGAUGAUAUUACAAACCAUUUGUGAAUAYAUAAAUUUCUGAUUUUCCAUUCGUUAGACCAAAAUAAACAUUCAUUCAAACAGUU